AUAAAAUGUAGGUUACAAAAGAAUUUAUAUAAAAAUAAGAAAUAAUUUAAACAAUUUUUUAAAUUUAUUUUUCACACAAAACGAUGAAGUUUUUAUUUCCAUUAACUAUUUUCAUGUUUUGUGUUUUUCAAAUACAUUUUAUUUUAUCGAAUAAAAUAAUUGAGAACGAAAAACUUGUUAAUUUGAGCAAUUUGCGAAAUAUGGUAAAAAUAAGUUAUGAAAAUUUAAAUGCAUACCUGAAACAGGAAUUUAAUUAUACAGAUGAUAAAUUGCAUAAUUUAGCAAAAGAGUUGACACAAGAAAUGAUAAUUUUAGCAUUUUCGAAAAACUCUGAAGUUCAGAUAAUAAAACAAACGGAAAAUUGUAGUGAUACAAGUUUCUGCAGAAAUGAUGCUUAUCGUAAUGUAUUAGAAUUAAUUGAUAAUCACAAUAAAUCCUUGAUUCAAACUGCAGAUGAAAGUAUGAGGAAUAUUAUAAAGAACAGUCAAUUAACUAUUGUCAUUCAGAUGGGAGCGGAAAUUUUAUUGUCUUUAAAUUCAGAAUUUCCUGAAAGUAAUGACAGUUGCUUCAAAAAUCAUUCUUUUUACGAGACUACAGAUGAUUGUCUAAAUGAUAAGAAAAGAACGGCUGAAUUCUUUCUAGAUAUUUGUAUUUUAAAUGAACAGAUCUUUCGAUUGGAAAAUUCGUUAUAUUUACAGAAAAAAAUUAAUAAUUCAUAUCUUGAAAUAAAUAAGAAGCAUAUAUCUUUACUUUCAAAAUUGGGAAAUAUAAAGUCUGCAUUUGAUAAUUGUACACACGAAUGUAUACAAUAUGAAACGAAUUAAAAAAGAAAUUAUUACUAUGAUAAAACUUAUAUCUUUGCCAGCCCUGAACUUGAAUUACGAUUCUCCGUUACAUCCCUCACAACACAAGGAUAUUCAGGAUAUCCCUGGGACGUCCUGGGGAUAUCCAUUUGCUUUUGGUGAUUCGGAUAUCCUUAAGAUAUCCUCUGGAUAUCCAUGGACAUCUCUAAGAUAUCCUAGGGAUAUCCAAACCGCCGAAAACAAAUCGAUAUCCCCAGGACGUCCCAAGGAUAUCCUGAAUAUCCUUUUGUUGUGAGGGUAUAAAUUUAAUUUAAUUUGCAUUCACAGCAAAUAGUAUAUAAUAUUCGAAAAAGUUUAUUAAACUUAUUAAAAAUAAAUAAAUUGACGCUUAAUUUUAA
Messenger RNA from Leptopilina boulardi, 1201 nucleotides. RefSeq lists its product as uncharacterized. Lineage: Eukaryota; Metazoa; Arthropoda; Insecta; Hymenoptera; Figitidae. The transcript has 4 exons. The record is from RefSeq and is a predicted model, not a curated record. Bases 84 to 824 code for a protein of 246 amino acids.